Messenger RNA from Camponotus floridanus (Florida carpenter ant), 2561 nucleotides. It is a transcript of the gene Lac, whose product is annotated as lachesin. NCBI's taxonomy places the organism in Eukaryota, Metazoa, Arthropoda, Insecta, Hymenoptera, Formicidae. The coding region runs from base 297 to 1376 and encodes 359 amino acids. The record is from RefSeq and is a predicted model, not a curated record. The transcript has 6 exons. Gene Ontology annotation, cellular component: neuron projection.
CGCCAUAUUUACAACGCUCGACGAUCAGUCAACACACGCCUCUCGCGCCCGUUGAUGCCUCGGCGAAUUUUGACGUGUUAGACUUCUGCUUUUCCGAUUACAUCGUUUCCGACAGUUUCGAUCGGUCUCGUCGAGUAGAGUCGCGCGCGUUCGUCGAGUGAAUAAAAUUUGACCCGCGCCUCGUUGGAUCGCAUGGAGGAAUCCCAUGUUCAGAAAUAGCAACAGCAACAAUUGGCUCGUGCAAGAACGCUGAGGACGUUGUUCAGAUCGAGUAGAGUCAUAUUGGGUGUGUCACGAUGCGUCCUGUCAUCUUAGCUCUGACAUGCGUGUUCUUGCAGACAGUUGUGGCUCAACGUACUCCGACAAUAUCUUACAUAUCGCAAGAACAAAUUAAGGAUAUCGGGGAGACAGUAGAAUUACGCUGUUCCAUUCAAUAUGCGGAGGAUUAUCCUGUUUUGUGGAUAAAACUCAACAGGAAUAGUGUCCACGAGCAAGUGGCACUUUCUACCGGCACUGCGUUGAUAAUUAGGGACAGUAGAUUUGCCAUUAGACAUGAUACGGCAUCGGCUUCUUAUCUCUUGCAGAUUAAAGAUAUACAAGAAACAGAUGCUGGAUUCUAUCAGUGCAGAAUACAAAUAUCUGUGAACAAUCUUUUAAAUGCAGAAGUGGAAUUACAAGUUCGUAGACCACCGAUAAUUAGCGACAAUUCGACUCAAUCUCUAGUAGUUAGCGAGGGACAGCCUGUUAUGCUAGAAUGCUACGCCAGUGGCUUUCCACCGGCAAGAAUCUCAUGGCGCAGAGAGAAUAAUGCCAUUUUGCCUACUGGAGGAUCCAUUUAUCGUGGUAAUACAUUAAAAAUAUCUGCCAUACGAAAAGAGGAUCGUGGGACUUAUUACUGCGUUGCUGAAAAUGGAGUUGGACGUGGUGCUAGACGUAAUAUUAAUGUGGAGGUUGAAUUUGCACCGGUGAUAACAGCUCCGAGGCCACGACUGGGACAAGCUUUGCAGUAUGAUAUGGAUUUAGAGUGUCAUGUAGAAGCGUAUCCUCCGCCAGCUAUUACUUGGGUCAAGGACGAUGUACAAUUAUCGAAUAAUCAGCAUUACAGUAUAUCGCAUUUUGCAACAGCGGACGAGUACACCGAUACAACGAUUCGAGUUAUUACUAUAGAGAAACGGCAAUAUGGAGUAUAUGUAUGUCGAGCGGCCAAUAAAUUGGGCAGUGCUGAGACAAAAGUUGAGCUUUUUGAAACCAUUAUACCUGUUUGCCCACCAGCUUGUGGUCAAGCUCAUUAUGGAACUGGCGUUAUUCCAAUUUCGAAUUCUUUGAUCAUUUUAGUUUUAUUAAUCAUAAUAAGAAUUUCCCAUACCAAAUAUUAAUUACCCAGGCCUUCAAUGGGCAGCAGCAAACAAAUGCGACUCUUUAAAAUGGCUCUAUACAAUCAUUAGCGUUAUUAUCGCAAUAAUGCUAUAAGACCAAAACCUAUAGCAUAAGGGCCUCAAUUAAUGUUUCUCUAACUUGUCUAUUUCAUCACAUGAUUAUUUUUAUAUUGUUAUUUACGAAUGGAGCGAUUUGUAUUAUCAGUAAAAAAAACACGAGCAUUGGAACAUUUAUGGUACUUAUGUCGCCAUGGUGCAAUUGUUAAGGAAAAUUUAAUUUCAUUAUUUCUUCUAUAUACAUUACGAUUUUCUAUAAUAAUAUUUUUAAAAUCUAUUUAUAUAUAUUUACAUAUAUGUAUGUUGUAUAAUUUUUAUUGAAAUUUCCAUAUCACUUAUAUAAUGUAUACAUUUUUUCUAAAUCUUUACACUUGAUCUUGUUUUCUUAUUGUGCAUGAUUAUGCUGCUCAAUUUUUAUCAAAUCGUACAUCGAAGUCGAAACGAUAUUAAAUAAGAUCGAGAAUAGAUAUUAGUAGAAUAAAAGAAAAUAUGCGAUAUAAUAAAUGUAAUGUGAUUUUUAACUAUCUAUAUCAUAUACUGAUUUGCUACUUGUUAACAUUUUAAUUAUUGGAACAUAAUUUUCAUAUUUAUGAAUGGAGAUUAAUAUUUAAAAUAUUCAAAAAUGUUGACAAGAUAUAAAUUAUAACAUUUCAGUAUACAUAUUUAUAAUGAUACACGAUAUUAUGUAACAUUUAUAACCAUACACGAUAUAUAAUAUUCUAUGCAGAUAGCAUGACAAACAACACUUGGUCUUAUUACAAAUUGAUAAACAACGGCAAAGAAUAAUGACGUUAUAAAAAAACGUUGCAAAAAAAUAUAAUAUUAUCUUAUUAUCUUAUAGAUAGUUUUUAAUAAUUGCAAAACGACAAUAUAAAUUUGUUAAUAUUAUAUAGGAAAAACUUGGCAGUAGAUUUAUGCAGCUACAGUGUUAAUAAAAAAAAUUUGAAUGAUCAUGAACAAAGAAAACAAUGUUGACGUUAGUGCCUUGUUCAUGAUAAAAUGUAAUUCAUAUUGCAACUAAAAUUAUAAAUGUGUAUAGUUUAGGCAUUUUAUUAUUUGUCUUUAUGUAUGUAUGUUACUCUCUGUACGUACAUGAAUAAGAUAACACUUAAUGUAUUUUAUCAAGUA